CAUUAUCUGAGAAGAGAGCACAGAACUGGGAGUGUGGUGGGUCUGAGAACACUAGAGAGGGGUCACAAAGACACGGUGGUGUGUGUUCUCGUCCCUGCUGGUCGGGGUACGAGUAGGGAGCUGGUCUCCCCAAGCAGAUCCAUCUAGAACUUUCUCUUCUAACCAUUUCUAAUAUAUCCAGACAUUAAGCACCAUGCAGAUGGUGGAAGGAUAUCGGGUCACCUCUAGGCGCGACGUUGUUGGCCAGGUGAUGGAGGCGCAGGGAUAUGUGAAGGAGUUCACACGCCACUCUAGCGACGUCCUGCUCAAUUUAAAUGAGUUACGGCAUCGUGACAUCCUGACUGAUGCCACGCUGCUGGUGGGCAGUGUCCAGCUGCGCGCCCACUGUGCGGUUCUCAUUGCCUGCAGUGGCUUCUUCUAUUCUCUGUUCUUGCGCCACACAACCGGUGCUAUUAGCGAGCGAGGGGUUUCCCUGUCCCUGCCGGAGGGAUUGGAUGCGGGCAGUGUGUCACUGCUGCUGGACUUCAUGUACACCUCCCGCCUUCCUCUCACCCCUCGCACGGUGCACGGAGUGCUUGCUGCCGCCACCUACCUGCAGAUGGAACAUGUUGCAGACACCUGUCGAGCAUUCUUACAAAACGGUGAAAGGGUUUGUGUGAACCCUCCCCUGGUGGAGCUGGCCUCCAGUAGCAGAAGCCCCCAUGUAAGCUUCACAGUGCCACCUGGUGGUAGGCCUCCCCCUGCCCAAGUCUGCUCCUCCUCACCAUCCAGGCCUGCUGUGGAGGUCGAGGAGCCCAGCCCUGCCAGAGCCAGGGUUCCAGAAGAGAGCUUGGUCUCACUGGAGCCUGGGACUUGCCUGAUUCCUAUUCCCAGGCCAAAGAGCCUAAAAGUGGAGAAGCCAGAAUCUUCAUCCCUGUCCCAUUGCACACCAUCUCCAGAGAGCCCCUCCCAGUCCAGCGGGCAACCCAACUCACCAGCUGAGUCCAGCAGCUGUAGCCUUUCCCCUAAGAUGAAGCCUCGAUCGGAAUCCAAAUUUACUCCUGAUCCUAAGGCCUGUAACUGGAAGAAAUACAAAUAUAUUGUCCUCAACCCUCUCUGUGCCACACCCAUUAAAGAGGAGGGACCAGAGGAGGAGCACAAAACAUUUGGCAACUCGCCCUCUAGCAGUGAUAGCACAGAUACCACACCCAAACGACCCAAGGAGGAAUGGUCAAGCACUGGACAUGGGCUUAAUGAUGUGAAAGGCCUGUCCCCAGUUCAUGACACACCUUGGUCACACAUGCCUUUUACUUCCCACCCUGGACUCAUACCACAAACAGCAGACACUUACAGAGGACCACUGACUGCAGUGAUCAGAAACACCACAGGUUUUUGCUCUUUAUAUAAGAGCUCCUGUCCUGUUGUUCUAGAGGCAGCCAAACAGAAUGCUCAUGCAUUUGAGAAGCUUCCAGUCAAGCUCGAGAACCACUCCCCUGUGAUCUGUUACUCUGGAAACCAAGGAAGCACAAAACCUGCCUGCACAGGAGAUAAGCCAUACCGCUGUAAUGUGUGUGGGGCACAGUUUAACCGCCCAGCCAAUCUGAAGACGCAUUCCCGCAUCCACUCAGGGGAGAAGCCCUAUCGCUGUGAUACCUGUGGAGCUCGGUUUGUCCAGGUUGCUCACCUACGUGCUCAUGUUCUCAUUCACACCGGGGAGAAGCCGUACCCAUGCCACACCUGCGGGACACGUUUCCGUCACCUGCAGACACUGAAGAGCCACCUGCGCAUUCACACAGGGGAGAAACCAUACAGUUGUGAGAAAUGUGACCUGCGUUUCCGUCAUAAGAGCCAGCUGAGGCUGCAUCUGAGGCAGAAGCACGGCGCCGUCACCAACACCAAGAUCCGCUACAAGGUUCUGGCUGACCCCUACCAGACCAGGCCAGCCAUUCUGCAGGCCUGCUGAGCAACUCUACAGACCUAUUUCACACAGUUCCUUGUUCAAAAACUUUAGCAAUGUUUUAGAAUUUAUUAUGGUAUUGGAAUAGAUUUUGGGAACAAAGAUGCACAAGAAGGUAAAGGCAGGAUAAGUAUAAUUAAGAAUUGUGGUUUUAUGGUUGUUUAAUAUAAAAAGGUGGAGCGCUGCAUUCCUGGAAAGCACACACAUAUAUAUAUCAAAGCCUACAAUAACCUUCCAGGAAUGCCGCACUCCUGCACUAGACGUGCUGAAUACUAUUUUGGCUACUCAUUUUUUCUAUUUCCUUAUUUAUUUGACUUGCCAAGUGUUCUCUUUCACUCAGUAGCAUCACAUGUAGAUAAAAGGUAUGAGCAGACACUGAUUUCAGAUAGGCAGCAGCAUGUCUCAGACAGAGGGAACAUCCUAUAAUAAAGUUCUGCUGCUGAUCGCCAAGGACUCAAACAAUAAAUGGCAAGGUACCUACAGCUCUCAGAGUAGAAGAACUGGGAGAAGCAUUUCAAUUCCUUACAAAGUAAUAAUACAGAGGAAAGAAAGGUAGAUGGUAUGCGGGGAGAUGUGUUAGGAGUUCAAAUGGAAAACAAGGAAAUAUGAGUCAAGGAAAUGAUUUAGCAUGAAGAGCAAGACAUUUUUCGGGAAAGAUGUGAAAUCUGCAGUGAUAGUCAAUGGAAGGUAAAGGAAGAGUGUUAUGAAUUAAUGUGUAGGUUGUUUUAAAAGGAAUAUAAGGGCAGGUGUAUAGUUAAGGAAUGUUAAAUUGUUUAAUUCUUCCAAUGUGGUCGGACUAGGGGCCAUACAAGUAGGAAUGGCUAUGAAUUAAAUGUAUUAUUUAAUAGAUGUUAAUUCCCAAGUGUACCAUUUUUUUUGUCUGAUCUUCCUUUCUUUUUGAGUAAGAGAACAGCCUAGAACAGUCAUUUGCUUGCUUAUAUGCCAGUAGGUCAGUGGAUGUCAUGUUCUCAUUCUUAGUGUGUGUGAACAUGGCAGUCUCAUCAUGUUAUCUUUUAGUUAGUUAUGCACUAACACAUUUUUCGCUCUACUAAUUUUAUAAGGCCUGGAGCCUAUUUAUUUUAAAUAAAUAACCUUACUAAUUAUGAAUUAGAUGUAUUAGAGGAUUAACUUCUCAAAGGAUCCAAAAUUUUGUAUUAGUGAUAUUUUUGAUUAAGGGAAACGUAUAUUUUGUCAAUGGUAUGUGAUAGUCUAGGAGUCCAAGCAGGCCAAGGACUCAAACAAGCCAGGCAAGGUAAAUAUAAAAGUUAAUGGUAAGGAUGAAGAUAUUCUUGACAUUGUCAAAUGUAAUGCUCUUUUGCUGGACAAAGACAAGACCUAUUUUAUAUAAAUUAAAGUUAAAUUAAUUUCUUUUAAUUGGA
Electrophorus electricus (electric eel) is the source of this 3315-nucleotide messenger RNA. RefSeq names its product BCL6B transcription repressor (gene bcl6b). Lineage: Eukaryota; Metazoa; Chordata; Actinopteri; Gymnotiformes; Gymnotidae. Gene Ontology annotation, molecular function: RNA polymerase II cis-regulatory region sequence-specific DNA binding; protein binding; DNA-binding transcription factor activity, RNA polymerase II-specific. Gene Ontology annotation, biological process: regulation of transcription by RNA polymerase II. The record is from RefSeq and is a predicted model, not a curated record.